Messenger RNA from Acanthaster planci (crown-of-thorns starfish), 7678 nucleotides. RefSeq names its product sodium-dependent glucose transporter 1A-like. Gene Ontology annotation, biological process: transmembrane transport. NCBI's taxonomy places the organism in Eukaryota, Metazoa, Echinodermata, Asteroidea, Valvatida, Acanthasteridae. Gene Ontology annotation, molecular function: D-glucose transmembrane transporter activity. The record is from RefSeq and is a predicted model, not a curated record.
CCGAUGCGCCUGCGCCUGUGCAUUAAGUGCAUUGCACAGGCGUAUCGCUUGCUUGAAUGGCACUCCGCGAUAACAGUGAUUUACGUGUAUUCACGGCUAAGUUCGCGAUCUUGCGCCGCUUUGCGGCGCUAUACGAUAUUUGCACAUGAUAUGACUGCAUGACGUGUCGCCUUGCAUUCUAAAUCUGGCAUGUCUAGCUUCACAUGGUGUGUAAAUUGUCUGGGCUUGGUGUCAAAGUUUUCAAAUCAAGCAGAUUGAAUAAGUACGUCGGGCAUGGCUGAUUCCGAUGACGAUGACGUUCUGUUCUCCAAGUCCCGGACCAAUCAGCAAACACGGGGGCUGCUGGGAAAUGGGGUCAAGAAUGUGGACGAUGUUAUGAACGGUCCGAAGGAGGACAGACGGUUGAAGAGGACUUUGGCACUCUGCGCUGCCUUCCUCAGUCUGGGUUUGGCUAUCGCUGUUCUGGGUCCAACCUUAGUGGCACUCAAGGACCAGCUGGCUGUCAGCCUCCCCAAAAUCUCCUACGUCUUCGUAGGCCGUAGCAUUGGUUACCUGGCUGGGUCCGUGGUCGGUGGGGUGACGUUUGAAUGGUUCCACCCCUCCUUGCUGAUGGCUGUGUCUCUGCUGGCAAGUGGGAUUGGGCUAAUUGUCGCACCGUUUUGUCACACCCUCUGGAUUCUGGCAGCUGUCAUCUCAGUGGUGGGUCUGGCUAUGGGAGCUCUAGACACGGGUGCCAAUGUGGUUUGUCUGCGUCUUUGGGGUAAGCGUUCAUCCCCUUUCCUCCAAGCACUCCACUUUUGCUUUGCUGUUGGGGCAUUUCUAGCCCCACUGCUGGCCGCCCCUUUCAUCCCUACUGACAUCAUCUUGGCUACUAAUAGAACGGCAGCAGUCCCAAAGACAUCGUUUGUCCACACAUGGGGAGAAGCAGGGACGACAAAACCAGUAGAACAAACAACGUUGUUAGAGAAUGCUUCAACCGUCACCAUAGGAGAGACAACAAUCAGCACCACUGCGACCAGCAUGACCAGUGCAAAGUCCGCCACCAUGACCACAGCCAUCACUACAAAGGACACCACAGUUAACAAUGUACAUGAAACCACCACCGCAAAAGAUACGACAGUUGCCCCCAUGGAGGGCGCCACAGCUAACGGCAUAGAAAACGCCACAACUACACAGACAACAGAAAGGGAGGAAUCAAACAUGUCAAACCAGACAGUUCAAACUGCUGUCUCAACAGGAAAUUCCACAGUUGCCACAACCAAGGGCGCUAGAAACAUCACAACAACACCGACGACAGGGACAGAGGAAUCAAAUCAGACAGCGGUUACUACUUCUGUUUCAACAGCUAAUCCCACUUCUGAAAGUCAAGUUGAGGUUUCUUCAGCGGUACCCCCAGGCCAGUUUCGAAAUGUGUACAUCAUAAUAGGAGUCUUCAGCAUGCUGGUAUCGACGAGUUUCUUCUACUUCUUCUGCACAUCCCCAGUCAGACCACCACCAUCAUCAACUCCGGGGCAGUAUGGAGACAGAGAGUCCAAGAACAUGGAUUUCAAGUACACUGUCCUGGGCCUGAUGUUCCUAUUUUACUUCCUGUAUGUUGGGGCCGAGGUCACCUUCGGUGGCUACAUCUUUACCUUUGCCACCCAAGCCCAGGACGGGAAACUGAUGAAUGAGACUUCCGCGUCCUUGCUGAACUCUGCCUUCUGGGGGUCCUUUGCUACCGGCCGGGGCCUGUCCAUCUGCCUGGCCAGUGUUCUUGAGCCUCAUAUGAUGCUGAUCUUAGACAUGGUCGGCUGCAUCGCUUCCUCAAUUGCCUUGUCCUGGUGUGGGGAUACCAACAGCAUAGUGCUCUGGGUGGGGACAGUGGUGCUGGGACUGUCCAUGGCAUCCUUGUUCCCAGCUGGUAUCUCUUGGCUGGAGUCCUACCACAGAGUGACAGGGAGCAUGGCCACCAUCCUGGUUGUUGGCUCCGCUUUUGGUGAGAUGGUCUUCCCUCUGCUAAUGGGGUGGAUGUUACGCAAGAAGGACAUCAGGGAGGGAUCAGGCUUCCUCCAGACAGGUCCCAUUGGCCUAAUGUACUUCAUGCUAGCGACCUCGGGCUUAACGGCCAUCAUCUUCAUUGUGAUGCAGUACCUUGCCAAACAGCACGGGGUGGAGCAGACAAAGCCUGGGACCUCAAACCCGGCCCAGGAUCUCAAGCUGGGUUUACAUGAGGCCAUCAACAUGGAGGAAUUGAUUCCUAGAGGGAAUGCCAAACAAAGCUCCAAGCCAAUCAUUCCCAAACCUCUACGCAUCAAGAAACAUACUGAAUGAAUAUUCCAAAUUCAUCUUGUAGUAAGAGGAUUUUGGAGUGGUGUCCUUUAAAAGCAAAGCUCUUGUUAUCCAUGUUCACACAUCCUGUUAGAUUUGGUUAAAUUCCUUGUCCACGUCUCCUGGUCAGUAAAUAAAUUGACUACAACUACAUGUAGGAGCACUUGUUCAACAGAUAGUAAUCUAAUGCAUGUGCCUCAGUUCUGUGUCUCAAUGACCAGGGGUUAAGCUUUUCCUCUUUACUUGUUGAACAUUUGGCAGUGAACUUGGCCAAAGUGUUCGAAUUCAACAUUGGUCACACUCUAUGUUUGCCUUAGCUGUUGGUAUACAUGUCAUUUCUUCAAUUCCUGGCUAUGUAUUUGUUUUGACGGUUUGUUCCUGGGCGGUUGGAGACAAAAUACAUAUAUGUGGCUCAAGCAUUGCAUACUUUGGUUUCAAGGCAAAUGGAAUCCAAAGUUGGGUGAUGCUUCGGGGUCGAGCUUUAUUUGAUAAAUUUCCACGCUUUCUUAUAACUUAAGUGAGUAAUGCAGGUGCAUUUUGGCCUUUUCAUCAAAGGCCAAUGUCUACAAAUAUACCCCAAUACACCGAUCCACCGAGAAUUCAUUUUACCAAGAUGAUGGUACCAAACUCACACAUACAUGCAUAAUACACAUACAGUUGCAGGUGCAUGUGACUUGUGGUGUGAGGUAUCUAUGCACUUUGAAAAACCACAAAACCCUGUUGGUCAAAGAGGCACGGGAAAACCUUCCAACGAUCUGCGCAUAACUUUAAUAAUUGGACCCGAAUGGUUUCUGAGUCUAAAUGCAGUACAUGUCAUCUGUUUCGUUGAGCCAGGGUGAUAAAUCGAAGUACUUUACUGAUUGAGAAUACGUCCAAAACCCCACGUGUACUGCGGAUCACGAGAACAUGACUGAUGUAUUGGCGUGACUUUGUGUACAAGGUUGUACAGCCACGCUGGUGAUGUGCCGUGGGGAAGCAUAGUGAUGCACUAUUUCUGCUGCAACCGCCAUUUUGUUCAGAACGUUGCCUGUUCCUGUUUUUGACUGAGCCAAUUUCGCUGUAAUUUCGCCUUAACGGUGUCGGCGGAUGGAUGCCAGCAGUUUGGUUUUUUUUUAAAAGGUUUUCUUUCGUUCCAAAACAUAGAUCAGAAAUUCGAUUUUUGUGUACGAUUUACGUAGCAUCAGCAGGGAGAAAAAUAUGGAACAUGCUUUGCGUGUGCGCAUACGGUGUUUUCCGAAUUCUGCAUCGCCACAGGCAUUGGAGACCCUGUAUUUUCAGUUGUUACCCAUUAGAGAAUGAGACACAUGUAGCUUUCUGAAAUAUCUCCUCAGAAAUUUCAAGGCAAAAUAUGGUGCUCCCUACCAUUUAUUCAUUUUUGUUCAAUUUGUUCAACUGAACACUUAGUUGGUGAAGACAAGUCUCACUGUAAUGAAACAUAUUGUGGCCCAGUAAUUCGAUGUCUUGCAUUUGUACAAUUUAUGGACGUAGUGUAACAAAGCAACACGGGCGAUUCACAAUACAGAAAAAAGCACCUCCAAGAGUUUGCAACGCUUUGGCCAAUCACGAUGCACAAAAUUUGUCGACCAAACAGAAGCGUGUUUAGUAGGGGUCGACAGAUUUUGCGCGUUGUGAUUUGCCAUCGCGUUGCAAAUUCCUGGAGGCGCACUAUCGCCCGUACACAGCCGGGCAAUAAUUGUUCACUGGAAAAUGUUACUUUGGGUUUUAGCAUUACUGAAAGAAAAUGAAAGGCUACGUGUACAUGUAUAUUUGUUAUUCCACUGUUUGACUGUGAAUUUUUAUUGAUCGAACAUUGAUCACGUGAUUUGCCGAAAGCGCGUUUACUCAGGGGUAUGCGAGUGAUAAUUACUCCGAGGUACAUGUACAUUAGUGAUGUACAUGUAUCCACUUUGAUCUUUCCAGCUGUUGAAAGUAAGAACUCUCAUUUAUACCGUGUUGUAUUAUAUUAGUGUGACCUCGAUCGGGCAUAAUAGCCACAUGUAUGCUGGUACUGCGGUGCAUCAUUCCUAGUAGAUGUACGUGUACCAUAUAGGGACACUAGUGAAGCGCUGCUACCACCGCCAUGCCGCUUUUGUUCAUAUCGUUCCUUGAUGUUUUGUUUGUCAGUUUUCCCCCAAUUUUGCCGUAAUUUCACCUCUGUAAGUUUAGAAGAUGACAACAGGUCACCUUCAAAGAGGAUGUUCCCUACCGAUUCAAAAGAUGUGAUCAGAAAAUGUGACUUUUGAAUACAUAGGACCGCAUCAGCACAAAGAAAAACACUGAACUUUUCACACAAAUUGUUCGUAAAUUCUGCUCUGCAUACCCCACAGUUCCAGCCGUUAUCAGUGACAGAAUUGGAAGGUUAACUGGCAAAAUUCUUCGGAAAUAUCAACAAGAAGAUGGUACUUCCUACCAGUUAUUUGAUUUAUUCUACGAAGCUUUUCAUUGUUGCUGACAAUUUCAAUGAAAUGCAUUGUUCUGCGAUAAAACGUACAUGUAUUUCACUUAAUACUGUUCCCUUGCUUGGUUUAAGCUAUUACCUGUUACUGUGAUAUACUGAAACAAUUGUUACUUGCUAUGAAGGGCUUUGUAUACCAUUGGAUUCAAAUGUCACCCACGAAUUGCGAACGAUGUAAUGUACGUGUACGCUGCUCCCACGAAAACACAAAUCAGUGAAAUGUCAUGAGGGCUUACCAAGUAACCCGAAGGAAAAAAAACCAAAAAACAGAUGUAGGCCUAUAUAAGAGGACAAAAUGGUGAAAGAGUCCCACCUUUUUGAUUAAGAGAUUUCUCCAUGUGUUAUAGACUAAACGCAGUUUUUCUUUAUUCCUGUGUUGUUAAUGUUGGAGGACAAAAAGUUGAGAGGUUUUAUGAUUAAUUAUGGAAGAUACACUUCAAAGACAGGUUCAUUUUUCGCGGUUAUGAGUACAUGAACAUGACGAUUGCUGAAUUAAUCAUGUAAAUAUAUGAUCUGCUUGCAAACUGCGACUACCUUUGCUUUCAGUUUGAAGCGCCUUUGUAGGUACAGUCUUCGGAAGGUGCUGCCAUUGUAUAAUGUGGGCAUGCGCAGUAUUUAGGUGCUGAUAUCGUGAGACAUACAUGUUGUCUGUUCACUGUCCUUCCGUUGGUAUUGAAACUGUUUUAUAUACUUCGAGAUUGUUAUUUUUUGUCGUUUGAAUGGCCUUAUACAGUUACACAGUCUUUGUUGCAUUAACUAUGGUUAAGAACAAGAGAAAUUUAACUGAAUCUUAGUGUCUGUUCUUGGAUUUUAGGGGAUUUUAUUUUUGAAGGAAUCGAUUUCAUAAGAAUCAGUGUCAAGAAGUUGAAACAAAGCAGCUGCUGAUUGCAGGAGAUAUUUCUCCUUUGCUUCUUAAUCCUUUAAGCGUUGUCAAUUGGUUUCAAAUUUAUACAUGUACAAUGUAUAUUGUGAUUCAAUUUGUAAAUAAUUGUUAAUAUUUCACAGAGCGUUGUAUUAACUUCUUAGAUUUCUUAAAGUGGGAAGUUUCACUACAAAUUAAAUCAAAAUCAAGAAAUACAUGUACAGUGUACAAGCGAAGAGGUUACAUACACCUGCACUGAAAAGAUUCCAUGACAGUCUUUCAAACCUGAAUAUUGUUCCCCCAAUCAAAUGCGUUCUGUGACCGGUAGAAACGAAUAGGCACUCCAUUAUACCAGUUUCAACCCAACUUCGGUUUACAGAAUAUAUGCUUUUUUUUAAACCUUACGUCAAAAGGUGUUGAAAUGUGCUUGGUCAGAAGUGUGCAUCUGCCGUCAGUAUUUAGUAACUUAAUGUUUAGCCCUAUAACAGCAAAUACGCAAUAUUUGUAGCCAUAUACAUACUUGUGGCAGAAAUCUAGCGAGAUUUCUGGCCACAUCUGGGUGCAUCCGGGUUCAUCUGGGACCUUUUUCUUCAGCUCUUUCCCGGAUGUUCUCAAUAGGGUUCAGAUCAGGGAUCCGGGAAGUUCACUCAGAGAAUUAAAUUUGCUCUUUUUGCUCCUAAAGUCGUGGUGUCUUGCUGGAAGAGCUAGUUUGCGCCAAGAUACAUGUACACCUUCUGGCAGGUGACCAGAUUUUCCCUGGUGAUUUGAAAAUAGCCGCCAUUCUUCAUGAUUAUCCAACUUUUUGAGUGUCCCAGAUCAUUCGUAGCAUUGCAGCCCCCGGGGGGGGGGCAUGAUACUGCCACCGUCAUGCCUGGCAGUUGUUAUGCUGUUGGGAUCGAACGCUUCUGUACUUUCCACCAAACUUCAGAAUUUCAUCACCGGUGUUCAAUUGUCCUUAUCAGCUCAUAGAACCUAUCUGUAGAAGUCAUUCCUUUAUUGAUCUUGGCCGAAACUUGAAUCAAACUUGGAUGUGGGCCUAAAUUUGAAGAAGACGGUUGUUUAUUACAUGGUAGGUCCCGAUGAGCCCGCAUUACUCCCGAAAAAGAAAACACAUUUUUUUUUGCGUGUACUUUUCGAUCACAAGUAGGAAAUAGUUUGGGCUUUUAGACCUUCAUGCUGUGUAGACUGUUUUGAAGGAUUUAGACUUGCCACACAGUGUUUGUACAGAUUGCCUUGCAAUGGAGAGGUUUUUUUGAAAACUCUUCCAAUGAUUCGGAUUGAAGAGAAAAAGAGAGAACGUUUUGAACACAUUUCUACGAAAGGGUAGAUAAAAUUAUGCUGAAUCUGACUUAUCAAGAUGUAAAGACGAGAGCCCGCCCAUAGCUAUCUGUUUUAGCCAGUGAAACAAUGACCCGGGGAAUAUCUUUUGGCCCAAAACGUCGUCAUGUUCUCAACGCAGGUGCACAUAAAUAUUAGGCUGCAACUGUAGAAGCCAGUGCUGUUAAAUGUAACUGUCCGUUACAUGGCUCUGUGACAGACGGGGCGACCUCUCAAAAUGCAUGAAUGUCUGAAGAUAAACGCCGCAUGCAUGGUGGCACUGCCGUUAUGGCGUCGCCUCUGAUUUAUACUUGAUCAGAGAUUUGGCAAUUAGGCCUCACUUGGCCUUUGAUAACGAUUGGGCCCAUGCCAUUGUUUUGGUCUUCCCUAUGGUUAGGCCUGUGUAUUGUUAAGCCAACUGAAUGUGUCAGUCAUCUUUCCUGCGUCAGCAUUGACUUGGCAAGUGUUUACGAUUUGCUCCAAGUAUUAGUGACCUGGCUUGUCAUUUGUCAGUGAUAACAUUAAUGACUCAAUUCUUGUUAACAUGUAAUCACCUUUUAGAUAAUGCUAAUGAUAGUGCUCUUUUCUGAUCUCGUUAAAGAAAGGAUUGAUUGGUAUGCACAAGGAAUGUCCGUUAGUUGCUCUUAAUGAUAUUUGAUAAUUUGGGUGCAGUAUUUUUCAGGAUGAUGCCUCUCUUGAACUUAGCUUGUUUGAAUAAAGUUUACAAUCAAGCGGGA